This is a messenger RNA of Lymnaea stagnalis (great pond snail), 786 nucleotides long. The record is from the annotation of a GenBank genome assembly. Lineage: Eukaryota; Metazoa; Mollusca; Gastropoda; Lymnaeidae.
CUGAAAACCGAGCUGGAGGCCAAGAAGAAUGUCAUCACAUUCUUAACCAAACACGUCAUCAACCAGCAUGACUUCGAGUACGUCCGUAACCCGGUCAACGCAUGCGUGGAAACGAAAUCAGAAAUCUUGUUCGCAGUACUCUCCGCCCCUGGAAAUUUUAAACUCAGGGAAAGUGUGAGGAACGGGGAUAUUGGCGAGUUUGCGAGAACCACGUCCAACGGCGCAAGAUUGUUGUUUUUCACAGGCGCCUUCCCGUGCAACGAGAACGCGACGAAACUUCAGACGAGACUGAGCGACGAGUACCACAACCACGGAGACAUAGUGCAAGAAGACUUCCUCGAUGUCUUUCAGAACUUUCGUCUGAAGGCCGUGUCAAUGCUGAGAUGGACUCACACCUAUUGCACUGACGUGAAGUACGUCGUUCGCAUGGACGAUAACAUCGUGGUGAACGUUUCUAAUAUCGUCAGAGUGAUGGACGCAAAAAGUCAGCAGUAUCCCAAUUUCGUUGUGGGCAGAAUCAGGACUGACUGGCGGACGUCCCGAAGGAGAAGUAAACCGAUGAGGCGCGAGGAAGAUUAUUCGAGCGCGACAUUUCCGCCGUUCGUUCUCGGUGAGCUCCAGGGCUACCCACCCAGCACGGUCUCGCUGUUGUACCACGCGGCCAUCAGGGCAGAGCCGAUCUUGCUGGAGGACGUCUUCAUCACGGGGAUCUGCGCCACUAGUGUGGACGUCCCUUUACAGAGUGACCCGGACUUCGUGUUUAGACAUAGACACAACAAAAAAUAG